Molecule: messenger RNA, 714 nt
Organism: Drosophila guanche
Lineage: Eukaryota; Metazoa; Arthropoda; Insecta; Diptera; Drosophilidae
Exons: 2
Coding region: 45-671 (208 amino acids)
Source: RefSeq, a predicted model, not a curated record
CAAGGUGCUGGUAGCCAACAUUCGUCAGUGAAUCGUCGAACAAUAUGAAAGUAAUUACUGUCUGCCUCUUGGUUCUGGUCUCGGCCAGCUGCCUGCUGACCACUCAUGCAAAUGCUGUUGGCCCGAGCGAUAACUUUGACUAUGAUUUCGAGAUUGAACAGCUGCUGUCGGAGCUCGAGGGCGAUUUCGACUAUAUGGGUGUGGCCGAGCAGGGAUUCAUUCGCUCCUGCCGCUCCAUUCUGGUCAAGGCAUUGAAGGGCAUCCGCGGCACCAACUGCAUCCUCAAGGAGACUCUGGCCGUGCUGACUGCUUGCACCACCUACGUCGAUGCCAUCGAUAGCUGCGGCGUGGCCGUGCCCAAGGAUGUGGCCAGGGUUGUGAACACCGUCAAGUCCAUGAUCACCAUCUGCAACAACAUCAUCCACCUGCACUCGAAUCUGUGCGCCGCAGACGACACCACCACCAACGGCACCGGCAAAACCACUGGCAAGUGCUUCGCUAAGGUCUUCUUCUCCACCAUGUCGUUGGUCAGGAAGUUGAACGUCACCCUCAAGCUGAUCGCCAAGCUGCCCGCCGACACCAGCUCCUGCUUCAUGGGUGCCACCAAUACCGUCAAGGAUGCCUGCAACGCCUUCCUGCCCAACAUCGAUGUCUGCAUUGCUUCCAUGUAAACAUUUUAAUAAAAAUACACAAACAUAUUCAGAACAUAUUGAA